Dioscorea cayenensis subsp. rotundata (Guinea yam) is the source of this 1505-nucleotide messenger RNA. Its product is annotated as DNA ligase 1-like. Lineage: Eukaryota; Viridiplantae; Streptophyta; Magnoliopsida; Dioscoreales; Dioscoreaceae. The coding region runs from base 241 to 1302 and encodes 353 amino acids. The transcript has a single exon. The record is from RefSeq and is a predicted model, not a curated record.
AAUCCCAUUUUCCACCACCCCAUCACAAACACAACUUCAUUCUAUGCAUUCAUCUCAUUCAUCUUUUUCCUUAUAAAUCCUCAUUACAAAUGGUAUCAAAGCUUCCUGACAUAUUUCCUUUGUCUUCUUCAACCUUUACUUCACUUUAAAGUCAUUCCAAAUUCAUACAAACCAAUCUCCUCCCAUUCAUUAAUCUUCUCUCUUUCUUUCAAUCUAUCUUUUCUCCUUUUCCUUAAUCUCAUGGCUCCUCCUCAUCUUCCCAAACCUAUCAACAUUGAACCCAAACCACUCUCAAACUUAUUACACAAAUCCUUAUUAAUCAUAAUCUUCAUUGCGCUUCUUCCUCUCUUCCCCUCCCAAGCUCCAGACUUCAUCAACCACUCUAUCUUCACUCGGUCUUGGGAGCUUCUUCACCUUCUCGUCGUUGGUAUUACCAUCUCCUACGGUCUCUUUAGUCGUCGAAACAACGAUCAUGAUCUUGAAAAAGAUAUUAUUUCUUCAUCCAAACCUGAUACUCCUACUUCAUACAUUUCCAAGCUUCUUCAUGUUGCAUCUGUUUUUGAUGAUGAUGAUGAUAAUAAGACCAAUAACAAUAAUAGUUCCAGUGUUUCUGAUGAAACUUAUUCUAAAGUUCAAGCUUGGAGUUCACAGUAUUCUCAAGCUGAGCCUGUUGUUAUGAAGAGAUCAGCUACUAGUGAAUCAUUGAAGGAAAGUGUUGUUCUUCCUUCUCCUAUCCCUUGGAGAUCUAGAUCAGGGAGGAUGGCUGUAUCCUUGGAAUUAAAAGAUAAAGAGAAGGAGAAAGAGAAGGAGAAGGAGAUCAGUGCUAAGGUUAGUCAAGAUACUCAAUUUCUGAAAAAGAAGAAGAGUUCUUUAUCUGUAACUCCACCUCCACCACCUCCUCCACCUCCUCCACCACCUCCACCUCCAACUUCAGUUACACGUGUUGGGAAGUCAGUGAGGACAUUUAGAUCAUUGAACAGUGUUGAUUUUGAUGAGCAUGUGAUGGAGAAGAAGGAAGUGGUGGAGAAGGUGAUAGUGGAGUCUUCUGAUGAUGAUGAUGAUGAGGAGGAGGAGGAGGAGGAGGAGGAUGAUGUUCAUGUUCAUGAAAAGAUUGAAGAAAUAGAAGAAGAAAAAAGUCUGAAAAGUGGAGUGGAAGUGGAGGAAGAAGAAGUGGAGGAUGAUGAACAUGAAGUGGAUAAGAAAGCUGAUGAGUUUAUUGCUAAGUUUAGAGAGCAAAUUAGACUUCAGAGGAUUGAGUCUAUUAAGAAGUCAAGUGGACAACGGAGUGCUAAAAGUCCUUAGAAUUAUUAUCAUAUAUAUACUUGGUUCUUUUUUUUUUAAAAUGGAUGGAGAUGAAUGAAGAGUACUGUUUUAGAGUUUUAAAAUUUAAUUUAUGUUGUUCUUCAUUCUUUCUUCAUGAGGAUUAUUGUUGUUGUCCAGACUUUUUAUGUUUCUGCUGUAUUUGAAGUUUGAACAUAUUUAUGAACUUGACAAGAACUUCAAUA